Acanthosepion pharaonis is the source of this 972-nucleotide messenger RNA. Lineage: Eukaryota; Metazoa; Mollusca; Cephalopoda; Sepiida; Sepiidae. The record is from the annotation of a GenBank genome assembly.
AUGAGUUCGAAGCUCAAUAAGCGCUCCACUAUUGAAUCAAUAAUUGAACUGUUGCAAUACGCGCUUCUUGUUAACCAUCGAUCACUACAGGCGCCCUUUGUAAAAAAAACUACUUUUAAAACAACUGCAAUGUUAUCCCUCUGCUUACUGUCACGAUUCCGACCAGUUCUUGUUCGCAAAUUCCAACAUUUGCCAUGUCAUCAAUUAACGCAAUGUGUGCACCCACUCAGUACAAAAAUGAAAGGACAGUUUUUGCCAAUCACUAGACAAAUUCCCACAGCUCCAAAAGAUUGCCUCUUGGGAUUAAAUCCUUCUCCCACAUGGUGUGUGUACCGUGGGUAUGCUAAAAAGUUGAAAACAAAAUCUAAGAAAGAUAAAGGUAAAACAAAAAUUAGUCUGAAUUUGGAGGAGGUUGAAGAAAUAAUCAGUAUCACAGCCAUGAAGAAGGAAAUGGUAAACAUCUUGGAGCAGCUGAAAACAGAAUAUAUUAAUCAGUUAUCACUACGUAUAUCAACAAGCAUGUUCCAGACCAUUCCAGUUGAAACAGCUGAUGGCAAGUUCCCACUGAAUCAGCUUGGUCAAGUGAUUCAAAAAAAUCCUUCUUUAAUCAUUAUAAAUCUUAGUAUGUCACCUCAGUAUCUAACAGCAGUUAAAGAAGCAAUUAUCAAUUCUGGUAUUGGAAUAAAUCCUCAAAUUGAUAGCACCUCCAUUUUCCUGCCUAUUCCAAAGGUUACAAAGGAACAACGAGAAAAAUUGUACAAAUCAGCCAAAACUUUGUGUGACAAAAGCAAGCAACAUAUGCGUGAUGUGAACAAUAAAUAUACAAAGAAACUGAGAGCCAUUAAACAAGACCAUUCAGAAGAUUUGAUCCACUCAAUACAAGAAUUGUUAUUAUCAAUAAUGCAUGAAAACGUGGCUCUGGCUGAGGAGAUGAUGACCAGAAAGCAGCAAGAUCUCAUGGGAGUUAAAUGA